AUGGCCAGGGAGGUUACGUACCUGCUGCUGCCUGUGCUGCUGGUGCUCCUGGCCUCAGGCCCCUGGGCACAGAUGGCAGAGUUGCUGCGUGAACUGGAGGGUGAGACAAUCUCUGUGAGAUGCCAGUACCAAUGUUACCAGGGUUCAAGGAGGAAAGUCUGGUGUAGGCAAACAUCAGUGGACAGAUGUGCCAUAUUAGUGGGCAGUUCCAGGCCCAGGGCUUGGGAGUCUCGACACUCCAUCCAGGAUGAUCGCAUCUCUUGCCACUUCACUGUCACCAUGACUGCACUAACGGUAAAGGACUCGGGAUUUUAUUGGUGUGGAAUCCAUGAAUCUUACGGAACAGUUAUUCUCAGAAUCAUCCAUCUGAUGGUAUCUCAAGCUUCAACUCGACCUGCCCCGAGGAGCACCAGAACACCAGCCCUGGCCUCUGCCACCAGACCUGUCAUUGACAGCCCCCCCAGCCACUGGAAGUUCAUCAUCCCAGGCGUGGUGGUGGCCACCCUGCUGCUGAUGGCGCUUGCCCUCCUCAUGGCCCUGUACCUCAGGAAAGCCCGAGGAAGAGCCAGGAAAGGUGAGGAUGGAUCCCACCACGACUAUGACAACAUUGCAGCACAGAAGGAGCCCACAGGCUUCAAUCAGCAGAUAGUCUCUGAUGAGGACACUGGGGCCAUCUGCUAUGCCUCACUCAUACACCUAAACCAAUUCAGCCCUGAGGACUCCAUCUAUGCUAACACCAACCACAACUUGAAGCCAACGCCUGACCCGCUUCUGUUUGUGGAAUAUGCCAGCAUUACCGGAAAUGGUCCCCAGCCCUCAAAAUCAGCAGCUCCAGAGGGGGAGCCAAGGAACUGA
Molecule: messenger RNA, 855 nt
Organism: Cynocephalus volans (Philippine flying lemur)
Lineage: Eukaryota; Metazoa; Chordata; Mammalia; Dermoptera; Cynocephalidae
Product: trem-like transcript 4 protein
Exons: 6
Coding region: 1-855 (284 amino acids)
Cellular component (GO): cell surface
Molecular function (GO): signaling receptor activity
Source: RefSeq, a predicted model, not a curated record